Molecule: messenger RNA, 1293 nt
Organism: Prorocentrum cordatum
Lineage: Eukaryota; Dinophyceae; Prorocentrales; Prorocentraceae
Source: the annotation of a GenBank genome assembly
CUGAAGCACGCUGUUAAGGCUUUCUUCCACGAGGACGACUGCUGCCUAGAGCCGAAAUUGGCAGCCAAGAUGAGGGCGCGAUGGUCAGGGCCCGAGGCGUUGCUCAACGACGGCCAGUUCUGGCAGGCCUUUCGCCUGUUUGGCAGGCACGCCGCCAUCGCCAACAUGGUGGUCGAGCGUCUAUUCGCGCAGAUCCACCGCUGCAUGGACAUCAGCGACGCAUGCCUGGAGAGGGUUCGCGUCAACGGCUUCCUCACAGAGUGCCUCUCCCAGCACUUGAAGGCUGGCGGCGACGACCCCAGGGAGCAGCAGGCGACCGCGGCUGCUGCCAUGGGGGCGCCGCUGGCAUCGGCCAUCCCGCGGGGGCGCAGGACCACCCGCAAAGCUCCUGGAUGGAUGAAGUACGUCAACGCCAUGGAACGCAAAGAUGGGCCUCCUCGCUCGAAGCUGCAGAGGCUCACGGAACGGUCCGCGCUGAAGGCGGACUUCCACCGUCUUCCGCUGGGAGAACAGUCGCAGUGGGAGACACGGGCCGAGGAGGACUUCAUGUCAAAGCGGCUUAAGGUCGCCCUCGAGGCAACGUUGCCAGCGGUCGAGCCGUUAGAGCACGUUACCGACGCGGCCCCGGUGUGUGGCCUGACCGGGGACGGGUUGCCCGUGAACCAGCAGUCGUUCUUGAAAGCGACGGGGGCUGGCGUCGAUGACUCGUUCAGAUCGUGGGGGACCAGCCUUCGAAAGGAGUUUCAGGACGCCUGCUUCGUGAAGGACGCCUGCAAGAUCGCCAAGGGCCGCGCGGUGACUGUGCGCCGAGCCUGUUGGCAGCGGCAUGCGGGCGUUUGUGAAAGCAAGGACGCGCCGAUCUAUCCGGCGCUCGCGGGCACUGGUACUGCGCUGGCUCAGCGCGCGUGGAAGGGUGAUUGGCAGUUCCAAUGGAUGCGCAUCGAGCUCAGCGAGCCUGGGGCGCCUGAGACCAUGAAAGCUGGUGGCUUCUAUUGGUGCGCCUCUACAAGAGGCAGCAACCCGCUCCUGACGCUCUUCCUGGCAGGUGAACCUGGCGAUGCCCCUGGCACUGUCAGGUUCAGUGUCCAGGACAUGCACUUGGUGGUGUUGAAUAACGUGUCCAUCGUGAAGCGCUUGCUCGGCGGCGAGGUGCCGCAGGAGGGCCAGUGCUUGAGCGUCCAGCUGGUGAAGUGCGUCCCCCUUGACAACCCCUCGGGGCCCCUCGGCGUCAGCCUCAUCACGGAGAGCCUGGCCCGGGAGAGCGUGGUUGACUGCGUCUUGCAGGCCCGCGCC